GUCUGUUUUCCGGGGUAAAUGCCCGCUGUAUGUCGUGUCUGGACUCAAAUUCAGCGAACAACACCGACAGACGCAUCAUGUCUGAGAUAUUGUGUCGGUGGCUCAACCAGGAGCUGCAGCUGUCCAGAGUCGUUGAGCCAAAGACUCUUGCUAGAGAUUUCUCCAAUGGUUAUCUGAUUGGAGAAGUUCUGCAUAAAUACCAGCUGCAGAGUGACUUCAGUCUGUUCAUGAAGAAGGACACCUCCAUCUCCAAAGUAAAUAAUUUCACCCGCCUUGAGCCAACGCUCAAGCUUCUGGGGAUCUCCUUCAACAUAAAUACAGCCCAAGACUUGAUGCAGGAGAAGCAGGGUGCCGCUACACACCUCCUUUACCAACUCUAUGACUCGCUUGAAAAGAAGAAGAAAGCAGAACUCAGUGGAACCAUGAUGGAAAUAAUGCAGCCUGCUGCCAUUGCAAAGCUGCACAAAAAGGAGCAUGAGAUCUACUCAGAUAGACUACAUCAAGUUGUGAGACGUGAUGCAGAAACUAAGCUUCAGAAGAUUUCGCAGCACUAUGAAGAAAAAUACCAGCAGUUGAAUGACAGGCCCGUAAACCACCCGAUUCAGCAAAAGAGAAAAAAGGUCCAGGAUGAGAAAGGAAUGAAAAACACUGACAAGGCCACAUAUAUGCAGUUGCCAAGGCCUCCUCCCUACGCUUCACAUCUCAGUCUGAAGAAACGACAGCAGCAGCAGCAGCUCCGGCGCAAAGAACAGCAAGCAAAGGUUGUUCAAGAUGAAAUAGCUCAGUUUGAGACAAACAGAAGGAAACUUGUUAUUUCUAGUUUUUCUUCUUCUCUAAGUUCUAGUGGUCAUCCCUUUCCUCCAAAUGAUCCCUUUGGUGGCAGCAGCCAGGGCUGUGAAGUCCCUGGAGGUGAAACUAAGCUGAUCCUGCAGUCCAACAGCAAGUAUCUGCAGGAGAUCCGACAGAGGCUCGAGGAAAAUGCUGUGGCCUGUGAACAAAGACAAAAAAGAUGUGACAGAUUCCUGGUGGAGCAACUCAAAGCCCAUGAAGCUCAGGAGGAGGCUAGGCGAGACGAGCAGCUGGUGAAGCGUCUGACGCGUCAGACUCGGCAAGAGCAGCGCCUGGCGGCUCAGCUUCUUCAGAUACGUAUGCAGAAGGAAGUGAUUGUUAAGAACCGCCUGUUCAGGGAGCAGCAGUACCAGCAGCGCAGAGAGAAGGACUUCCAGGAGGCUCUGGACAGGGAGGCGGCUUUGGCUCAGCAGGCUAAGUUGGAGCGUGCAGAAGAGAUCAGAAUGGAGCUGGAGUUCUGUCAAAGGAUGGCCGCUGAGCGAGCACAAGGCAGAUACAAAAAGCACUUCAAUAUCUGCAAGGACAUUUUGGAACAGAUAGUGGACUUGGCAACCAAGAUGGGGGAGUAUCGGCUGCUCACUGGGAAUCUGAUUCCAGAGAAGCAGAUGAGAGAGUGGAAGGAGUUGUUGUUCAGUGGUCUGCCUCUCUAUGAGCCAGAAACAGACCACCAGUGCGACACCUCUGCUCCACUAGACCCUGUAGAGCUUAACAAGCAGGAGAUACUCAACAACAUGGACUAUGAUGAAUAUACUGAUAUGGUAGGUGAAUGGGCAUGGCGAGAGGAAGCAGAGGAGAUGAAUUUGCCUCUGACCAACAACAACAUCCUUGGUCAUGUUGUCCACCGGCUGAGGAGCAUUCUGCAUCCACCCACCAUCGAAACGUCCCCACCUUUAUUUCCCCCCUUCACCAUCAAGGCCUGUGCCCUGGGCAGACUGUGUGCAGCACAGACUGCCUGUCUGUCCAAGACUGCUGAAGGUCCUGAUACUGAAGGGAGAACUGAACAUAGUGAUGAAAAAGCUAUGCUGGGAGCAGCAGCAGCAGAAACCCUCAGGAAUGGAAGCACAAUCUCUAAUGAGCUUUUAGUGGACAUUAUAGUCCAGGCCAUCUGUACUCGGGUUCCGGCUCAGUCAGGUUGGAUUCUGAUUGGUUAUCCGUUGGACGUCACUCAGGCUCACCUACUAGAGAAAGCCCUGGGUGGGUCUGUAGAUCUGGGGAGUGGAGUUGUUGACAACAGGACAAACCUUGCUGCUGAUCCUAAUCCACCGAAGCCUCCACCACCCACUGCACCCGUAUUAGACGUGGCUCUGCUGCUGGACAUCCCUGAUGCUCAAGUGAUCACACAAGCCGUCAGUCAGAUGGAUACAGAUCCUGCUGCUGCUGCUGCUGCUGCUACAGCCUCCCCGACCACGGAUCAGCUCAUAUAUAUGGCACAGAUUACACAAAGGACCAUAGAUUUUCGGGAUACUUGGCCAGAAUUAGAGGAAUGGUUUGGAAAAAAGCAGGACAUAUUGGUACGCGUCGACGCUGAUGUAAAAGACGAGGAGCUCUGCAGUAGGAUUCACUCUGUCCUGCAGCAAGUGAUGCAGAAAAAAAAUAAAGCUCCUCCGACUCCUCCUGCUGAGGAUGCAGUGCCAGAGAAUGUAGAAACUCCUGGGUCGUCUUUGACUGCAUCAGCUCCUGUUGGCCAAAGCCUCAAGGAGAAAAAUGUCCAAAGCGUGACGUCGCUUUCCACAACCAACCCACACUCCCCGAAAGAACAACUAGAACAAUCAGGCAGCGCAUCGAUUACCUCAGAGUCCAAAGAGGAUUCUCAAACAUUUAACAAAAACUCUUCCAGUUCUGCCACAUCCAGCCAGGUCUACAUGGACGACCCCCUUCCUCCAGAGAUUCCGAAGCUCCUCUGUCCAUACUGGGACGCUGUGUGUGAGUCUUAUGUGAACAAUGUCAAGAGAGUGAUGGAGCAGCUACGCUCACAACAAACCCUGAUCAACAACCACCUCUUCAACUUCAGGGGAGGGUAUAAGCAUUAUUUGGAUCGUCCAGACUUGAAGCAGGAAAUAGUGUCUCACUGGCAGAAGGACUUCAACAGUUUCCAAGAUGACUUGAGACAAGAUGAGGAUACCAAAGCAGAGCUACAUUUGAGACUGGACGAACUUCGAGAACGUUUGUGGGACAUCAGUGACAAGCGCAAGGAAGAGAACGAGCAGGAGAAAGCGUCUCUGCUGUGCGACGACUGGUUGGAGGAUCAGUCGACCUGUCUGAUCAACCAUCACUGUGUGCUAAUGCAGGUGGAGUUGAACCGUUUUCAAGAGACACUCUGUCUUCUCAGAGUCUACUAUUUGGGCAUGUGCAGUCAGACGCCACCUGAACUGCCCUCCAAUUUUGUCUACAUACCACUAAUCGACUCCAGAGGAGCAACGGAUCAGGAUGAGAGCACUCCUCUCGUGAAACGUCCCAAAUCCAGUGCAAAGGGUUCCAAGACGAAUCCAGUUAAGCCACAUGAGGAACUUGUCAAUGACUACGAGGAAGCAGUCAAGGCCAUCGCUAAAAUGGUUUCAGCAGAAGCCCACCAGAUGGAGACAAAAGAGCAGAAGGAGAGCACACAAGAGAAGGAAGAGAAAGACAAGAAGAAGGAGUCUGCAAGCAAAAGCAAAACGAAGAAACAAAAGCAGUCAUCCCAAAAACAGAAAGGUCCUUCUUCUCCAUCUCCAGCAUCCAGCCCUACACCGGUUGAGGACAAAACCUUGGAGAAGGCUAAUGGUCAGGAAAUUAAGAACAAAAUACUCGAAGAGUAUGCAGCUGCGCUGAAUCACGAAGAGAAUGCAGCAAAGGCUCGGAUAGCGCUGGUGAAAAGUCAUGGUCUGGUGAUGGUGGAGUCCCUGCAAUGCAGAGCUCAAGAGUGUUUUAGCGCCAUGGACGAGUGGUUGCAGGCACGCUACCUCGCAGAAAUGAAGAGUAUUGACCAGCUAGCAGAGGUCAUUGGCCACCACAUUGAGGCUGGCAUGGCGCUGCAGAAUGAGCUUGUAUGGGACUGUUCUGACUUCUAUCUGAAUGGAGACUGCCACGUGGUGCAGAGGUCACCCCUUGCCACAAAUCCACCUUCUCUGGAAAAACCCACACUUUCCCCUUCAGCCACUGCUCACCUACACUCACUUUUCCAGCAGCUGUGCACCGUUGCUCCAUCAGAAUCAGGCUUCAUGUGCAGUUCUGAAUUCUUCAGUUUUCUUGAAGAUCUUGUCUCUGCUGACCUGAGCAAAAACACCUUGCCAGAGAUUUGGAUAGACGUGAAUGAAAUGCAGUUGAUGGAGAUUGUUUCCUCGCUGACCAAUGACCGUAACCUGGUAGACUGGCGUCGUUUUCUGCUCAGCGCUGCUCUUCCUUGGCCUUUUCCCAGUGUAACACAGCUACUGGAUGCGCUAAAACAUUUCAAGGAAGCUGACACUGAACACACUGGUUACAUAAAUGAGGUGCAGUACUCACAGACAGAGUUGUGGUUUUCCACUGAGAACAUCCAGACAGUUUCUGAGGAGCCCUCUGAGAUUGUACCUCAUGACCGUCUGGCUGAUCUACCCAAGUUCAUUUUCCGACUGUUUGCGGACCACACCAGCGCUCCUCCUCAGCUGGAUUACGUCUCCAUGCUGCAGUACUUUGCAGCUGACUCGAACCCCAGACAGGGUUUCAUCAGAGCGCUCAGUGUUGUUCUGGGACAACAGAUUAAACACUCUUCUCUGAGCCAUCUUGUGAAGUCUAUGCCCAGCAUUGAAGAGACCGCUGAGCUUGACGGAGACCUCCGUAAAAAAGACGCCCUAUAUGCAUCGACAGGACCCUUGGGCGAACAGGAAGUGUCGAUCCCUGCUCUUACUGCAGUGAUCUGCCACAGCUUUCCCAAGAUGAAGGAAAGCAGCCUUACUGAUUGCCCAAGUCAAGAGGAAUACACUGAGAACCUCACACAGAUAUUCAGAGAGCUGGGAUAUGACUCCGAGGGCGGCGUUCCCUUCUCCAUUCUUUCACAGCACCCAUUCAUCCAGGCGCUCAUGGAGGAAUCAACACAGUACCAGCUUGUAAAUAUUCAUAGAAUUUUACUGGCACAUCAAGAUGAAGAAGACAACACUUUGACAGUUUAAGGCUGUGGCAGAGUGACG
Molecule: messenger RNA, 4991 nt
Organism: Salarias fasciatus (jewelled blenny)
Lineage: Eukaryota; Metazoa; Chordata; Actinopteri; Blenniiformes; Blenniidae
Gene: spef2
Product: sperm flagellar 2
Exons: 36
Coding region: 30-4973 (1647 amino acids)
Biological process (GO): sperm axoneme assembly
Cellular component (GO): sperm midpiece; manchette
Molecular function (GO): protein binding
Source: RefSeq, a predicted model, not a curated record